AUGAUACCCAACCCAGCAGAAAUCGCCUCGCUGAAAGAACAAUGCAUCUCCUGGAGUUCAUCAAAGAGUGAUAGCCCCAUAUAUGAGGACGGUCCCAUUAAGCGCUACUUCUCCGCAGCUGCGCUUGCCAUACAAUUUCUCAACGGUCUAGACCCGAGCGUUCUAUCCGCUGUUCGCAAGAUUGUACUCGAUGAAGCCCACGCCAGCAUAGCAUAUUCGGAGUGCCAUGGCCUGGGUCUGGUCAGCAUUUUGCAACAGUAUCCCCGCAUCAGUAUUCGUCGCCAAGUGGAUACAAAGACUAUGGCCAUCACGAGUAAGAUCGGUCAGCCCUAUUUCGAGCAACUCGUAGAUCAAUACCACGAUGGUCAAGUCUGGGACAUCGACGGAGAGAUAGAACGAGUGCGCGUAUCUCAGGCCUUCAUGCGGUGGUUUGAGGAAGCCGUGGCUCUUUCAUCGAGAUUGUCUCCCGAUCGCUUGUCUUUGAUCUUCCACUCCAGAAACACUGCAAGCACGCUCGCUCUCCUUGAGCAAAUGCUCGAAGAUGCCAGGUGGCAAAGAACACUCGAAUCGCUCGCUCCACGUCCCAUAAGCCCGCUUAGCCUCCUGGACAGUUGCUGUUUCUUUUCUGAAUCGUUCACACGCGUUAUGCGAGGGAUACAACAAGGCGAGGGAAAUGUUCGUUUCGACAUAGGCGACUUGAGCGUCUGUGAUAGCAACACGGCAAUCCCAGUCGACCGGGAAAGCACGCCGGCGCGAGUAGGAGAGAAUUGGAUGGCACAUUUCCAGGGCACGUAUGUCGAGCCGUCGCCGUACGCCGGCCGCAAGGACCUGCUGCAGGAGUACAUGGAGGACGAGGUGCAGGACUGA
This is a messenger RNA of Alternaria novae-zelandiae, 867 nucleotides long. RefSeq lists its product as uncharacterized. The record is from RefSeq and is a predicted model, not a curated record. The transcript has a single exon. NCBI's taxonomy places the organism in Eukaryota, Fungi, Ascomycota, Dothideomycetes, Pleosporales, Pleosporaceae. The coding region runs from base 1 to 867 and encodes 288 amino acids.